Molecule: messenger RNA, 4103 nt
Organism: Tarenaya hassleriana
Lineage: Eukaryota; Viridiplantae; Streptophyta; Magnoliopsida; Brassicales; Cleomaceae
Product: leucine-rich repeat receptor-like serine/threonine-protein kinase At1g17230
Exons: 3
Coding region: 497-3805 (1102 amino acids)
Biological process (GO): protein phosphorylation
Molecular function (GO): protein kinase activity; ATP binding; protein binding
Source: RefSeq, a predicted model, not a curated record
AGAGAGAGAGAGAGAGAGAGAGAGAGAGUUCAAUGAAUCUGCUUCAGGAUCCCAGAUCACUGUCACGUGAUUUGAAACCACUUGCAGACGAAAAGAAAAAGGGAUAAUGAUCGAAUGGAAAAUAAUGGGUUUUGUGAGGAGGAGACAGAAGAUGAUGAAGCAGAAGAGUUGACUUGCCCCGAAAGAAAUGGCUUUCUCUCUCUCUCUCUCUCUCUCUCUCUCUCUCUCUCUCUCUCUCUCUCUCUCUCUCUCUCUGUUUGUGUUUUUUUCUAAUGAUUUCAGACGACAAGUCCUCUUUCAUUGAUUGAUCUCUUCCUUCACUUUCAAUGAAAACACGUUUCAUGAGAUUUCCGCUUUCCUCUUCUUCUUCUUCUUCUUCUUCUUCUUCUUCUUCUUCUUCUUUCUUCUUCUGUUUUGUUUCUUUCAGCGACAUUGGAGCUGAAUCAAACAUUAGGGUUUUCUUUCAGACAGGUUUUCUCAUUGUCGUUACAGAUAAAUGUGCUGUUUCAGAGAGAGGCUUUAUGGCCUCGCGGUAUCGAUUCUCUGUUCAUUCUCCAUCUUCGUCGCAUCACUAAACGAAGAGGGUCAUGUUCUUCUGGAGUUCAAAGCUUCACUCAACGACUCCAAUGGCUACCUCAGAAGCUGGAAACUUUCAGAUUCAGAUCCCUGCAAAUGGACAGGAAUAACGUGUACCGAUUCAAAUGUGACCUCUGUGAACGUCAAUGGCAUGAACUUAUCAGGAACACUGUCUCCUGUUGUCUGCAAGCUUCUGCGUUUGAAGGAGUUCAACGUUUCGACAAACUUUAUCUCCGGUCCCAUCCCACCAGGUCUGUCUUCAUGCCAGAGCCUGGAGAUUCUUGAUCUCUGCACUAACAGGUUCCAUGGAGAAAUACCCGUCGAGCUAUCGGUGAUCCAGACACUGUUAAAGCUGUAUAUAUGCGAGAAUUUCGUUUUCGGAUCGAUCCCCGAAGAGAUCGGGAGAUUGAGUGUGCUCCAAGAACUCGUGAUAUACAGCAACAAUCUCACUGGUCCGAUCCCGUCUUCGAUAGGGAAGAUGAAACAGCUCAGAGUUGUAAGGGCGGGUCGGAAUAUGUUGUCGGGGAAUAUUCCGUCCGGAAUCGGGGAAUGUGAGAGCUUACAGAUUCUUGGACUGGCAGAGAAUCUUCUCGAAGGUUCUCUUCCAUGGCAGCUUCAGAAUCUUCAGAAUCUCACUGAUCUGAUCCUUUGGAGAAACCGUUUAGCCGGUGAGAUUCCUCGUUCAGUCGGAAACAUCAGUAAUCUCGAGCUUCUCGCCCUGCACGAGAAUUACUUCACCGGUUCCAUUCCGAGAGAGCUCGGAAAGUUAACGAAGAUCCGAAAGCUGUAUAUAUACACGAAUCAGUUGAACGGCGAAAUACCUCGAGAGAUCGGGAACUUGACAAAUGCCGUCGAGAUAGAUUUCUCAGAGAAUCAGUUAACGGGUUUCAUCCCUAGCGAGUUUGGUCGGAUUUCUAACCUCCGGUUGCUUCAUCUCUUCGAAAACGCUCUCGAAGGAACGAUUCCGUGGGAGAUUUCGCAACUGAAGCUUCUGCAGAAGCUGGAUUUGUCUAUCAACAAGCUAAAUGGAACAAUCCCUCAAGAGAUUCAGUUCCUAACUUACCUUGUGGAUCUUCAGCUCUUCGACAACGAGCUCGAGGGCACGAUCCCUCCGUUCAUCGGAUACUAUAGCAACUUCUCUGUUCUUGACAUUUCCGCCAAUGCCUUUGUCGGAAAAAUCCCGGCCCAUCUCUGCAGAUUCCAGAAACUGAUACUUCUCAGCCUCGGAUCGAAUAAGUUAUCUGGAAACAUUCCUCCCGACUUGAAAACUUGUCAGUCCCUUACCAAGCUUAUGCUCGGAGAUAACGAGCUGUCGGAAAGCAUUCCCGUCGAGUUGUCGAACCUUCGGAACCUCACUGCACUGGAGCUUCAGCGGAACAAACUUUCGGGCGGAAUGCCUCGAGAGCUGGGAAAGCUCAAGAAUCUGGAAAGAUUGAAUCUUGCAAACAACUUUUUCGCCGGCGAGAUUCCUUCCGAGAUCGGGAAUCUCUCGCAGCUCGUCGGGUUUAACAUCUCCUCGAAUCAGCUCACGGGACGAAUCCCUCGAGAACUCGGUAACUGCAUUAAACUGCAGAGACUUGACCUCAGCGGAAACGAGUUUUCGGGGCAGGUACCGGAAGAGCUUGGCCAGCUGGUGAACCUGGAGAUUUUGAGGUUGUCUGAUAACAGAUUGUCCGGAGAAAUCCCUCACAGCUUCGGUGAUCUCACUCGGGUUACGGAACUGCAAAUCGGAGGCAACUUCUUGGUAGGAAACGUCCCUUCUGAGCUCGGGAAGCUAACUUCUCUGCAGAUUUCACUCAACCUCAGCCACAAUAAUCUCUCAGGCAAGAUUCCAGCAAGUUUAGGUAAUCUUCAGAUGUUAGAAACACUUUACCUUAACGAGAACGAGCUUUCGGGUGAGAUCCCUGCCUCCAUUGGCGACCUCAUCAGCCUCAUAAUCUGCAACAUUUCAGACAACAACUUAGUAGGUUUGGUUCCAGAUUCGCCAGUGUUCCAGCGGAUGGAUUCAUCGAACUUCGCCGGAAACUAUGGCUUGUGUAAUCCUCAGACUCACCAUUGCCAACCAGCUGGUAACCCUAAUUCUGUCUCCAAGCCAAACUGGUUACUGGAUGGCUCGCCGAGGCAAAAGCUUCUGAAACUCGCCUGCGUGAUUGUCGGGACGAUCUCGUUGUUCACUUUUCUCAGUAUCUGUUGGGCAACGAAGUGGCGGAAACCCGAGUUUAUCGCCCUCGAUGACCGAGCAAAACGGGAGGAUGUCAUAGAUAACUACUACUUCCCCAAGGAAGGAUUCACAUAUCAGGCUCUUCUAGAAGCUACCGAAAACUUCUCUGAGGCCGCGAUUAUUGGGCAAGGAGCUUGCGGAACGGUAUACAGAGCGGUAAUGGCGGACGGCGAAGUGAUAGCCGUGAAGAAGCUUAGCUCUCGUGGCGAGGGAGCGAGUUCCGACAAUAGUUUCAGGGCAGAAAUCUCGACGCUUGGAAAGAUCAGGCAUCGAAACAUUGUGAAGUUAUACGGAUUCUGCUACCACCAGAACUCAAAUCUUCUCUUGUAUGAGUACAUGGAGAAUGGUAGCCUCGGCGGAAAACUUCGGAAUGGCGAGAAAACCUGCUCGUUGGAUUGGAAUGCUCGAUACAGAAUCGCUCUCGGGGCCGCAGAAGGGUUAUGUUACCUUCAUCACGAUUGCAGACCUCAGAUCAUUCACCGCGACAUAAAAUCUAAUAACAUUCUUCUCGAUGAACUCCUCGAAGCUCACGUCGGAGAUUUCGGGCUCGCCAAGCUGAUUGAUCUCUCCUACACGAAAUCCAUGUCGGCGGUCGCAGGUUCUUACGGUUACAUAGCUCCAGAGUACGCUUACACGAUGAAAGUGACGGAGAAAUCCGACAUCUACAGCUUCGGAGUGGUGAUCUUGGAGCUGGUAACCGGUAAAUCACCUGUUCAGCCAUUGGAACAAGGAGGAGAUCUUGUCACUUGGGUCAGAAGAUCGAUCCGAAACAUGGUUCCGACAUCCGAAAUCUUCGACUCGAGGCUUCUCGACACGAAGAAUCGUAGAAAAAUCCAGGAGAUGUCGCUUCUUCUGAAGAUCGCGUUGUUCUGCACGAGCAAUUCACCCGUUAACAGGCCGACGAUGCGAGAAGUGGUCGCUAUGAUCAUCGAGGCUCGGGAAACGACAGAUUCGGAGGCGAAUCUUGAAGAAGAGACCUCGAAAAAAGAAAUCGACUCGGCUGCUUAGCCAUGAGGAAACCAUAAUACAGAUUCCAGACUAAGAACCAUUCAGACACGUUCCCUUUUAACUGUUCAGCUCCCAUGUCUGAGGAAUAUGAAAUCAGGCAAUUCUUGGUAGAAGCCGCUUCAUGAAGAGAGUCUCUUAAAGUUGUUUUCAAGAUCAACCCUUGUAACGGUUUGAACAGAUUUGACAAGUUAACCGGGAAAAUAACCGGAACAAAUUUCGGCUUAACCACGGAAAUAGUUUAUUCCGGUGUAUGAAUUGAAUCUCUGGUCAAUGUUAUCACAAGUAGAUUAAAGCGGUU